Rhododendron vialii is the source of this 2656-nucleotide messenger RNA. RefSeq names its product protein SRC1-like. Gene Ontology annotation, molecular function: metal ion binding. Bases 1691 to 2158 code for a protein of 155 amino acids. Lineage: Eukaryota; Viridiplantae; Streptophyta; Magnoliopsida; Ericales; Ericaceae. The record is from RefSeq and is a predicted model, not a curated record. The transcript is spliced from 2 exons.
AAUGCUCUUAGCCACUAAUAAAUGGUGAAAAAUAUCGACAAAAUAUCUCUCGCUUAAAGUAGGAUAGGAUUUUUAUCUCUCUCCUCUCUUUUUUCUGGAAAAUUUCCGUCGGCAAGGUUUUUUUUUUUUUGUUACGGUACGUGUCGUGAAAAUAAUGGACAGGACACAUGGAGUACUAGUACUAAAGUAGGAGAAGUUUUUCAGUGUCGGGCAGGUAUAUUCACCUUAUGCCCGUUUAUGCAUCUAAGCCGUUUAAAAGUGUUUUGUUUAUCCUCAUUAAAAGAGGGUGAAUACUAUCAUCUUUUUUACUGAUUAAAAUGGUGUAGGUCUCAUCCUUACAAUAUACUUUUUGAUAAGUAUAACGAAAUACACACUAUUUCAAUCAAAAUAAAUAAAGAUAAUGUUCACUAUUUUAAAUGAAAGGUGAACAAAAUUAGCAAAUUCUAGCUAAAGAGUGAUAGCAACAAAAAACAAAGGAAAGAAGUCUAUAUAUAUAUAUAUCUUGAAACCACAUCUUCCAAAUAUCUACAUUAUCCAGUCAAAUACUACAGUAUAUUUGAACAAUAUUUGUUUGGAUCCUCGCUGGAUGAUUGCCAUUUGCCCACAUCGUACCUAAUUAUGGACAAAGAAUCACCCGACCAAAUUUAAUAUCACGAAUCACCACUUGGUUCCACCAUUUGACAACAACGACACACAAGAAAUUUUUGGGUGUCGGUAGGGCAUAGUGUACGCGCGUGCAAUUCAAAUUGUCUAAACGUGUUUUAGACCGUUUGGAUUUCAGAGAGAAAAAAAGAGGAAGGGGAUUUCAGAGAGAAAAGAGAGGGGCGCGGGGGGAGUAAUUCUGGGCAAUUGGAUCACUGAUUGGACGGUCCGGAUCGCCGACGAGUGUCACGUGAUAUCCACUCAACACCCAAAAACUAUAAAAACAAAAAUUAAAACCCUGAAAAGAAUCACAGUAUGAAACAAAAAUUAAAUUAUACGUCAGCGAAAAUUAAUUUAGUUUAGUCCAAACUUAUUUUAUCGGUAGACAAAGUAAGGAGAAGGAAACCAUUAAAGGGUUGGUCAGGUGAUUUUGGCCGGAGACUUCUCUCAAAGUUUCGAUCAACUUCAAUUUUCAUUGCUGGCAAUUUUUGCAAUCACCUCAUUUCACGUGUAAGCAUGUGAAACACGAUUAUAGAAAGAGAUUGUAUAAAUUAAUAUGAAGUGGGCGCAAAUUAACCUAAGACUUACGCAUUAUAAAAAUAAUAAUAAUACGAGGGGUAUUGCAUUUGGGAUUGUGAUGUUGACGUUUUGAAUCUUCCAACGCGCCGCGUACACGUAGCAAAUUAGCUACUCCUAAUCCUUUAUUUUUAGAGCAUGUACACCAAUGAAAAUGUAAAAAUGCUGAUCAACAGUGUAUUUUUUUUAUUUUACCUACUCACAUCUCUCUCAAUACUACACCAAUAUUAUCUAUUUUACCUAACUCCAAUUAAAAUAUAUAUUUUUCACUCAUUUUUUUAUUAUCUUUAUUGUUUAAAGAGAGGAGAAAGGAGGGAGGAGAGAGAGAAAUAAAUAAUAAUAAUAAAAAAAGAGUAUGAACAGUACAUAGGUAAAAAUAGAGAACAACUAUUCACAAAUGCAUUUUAACUCCUCUUUUAGCUCAUUUGGUGUAGACUAUUUUUUAUAUUUCUCUUAGGUAAAAUAGCAAAAAAUGUAUUUUUGCUCGUCUAGUGUACUUGCUCUUAGCGCCUAUAAAAUCAAACCCGUGGACGCUCUCUUCUCUUCACAUCCGAUACCCAUUUCACGUCCCACUUAUACAUACAGAGAGAGAAAAAAAAAAGAAGACAGAGAAGAAAAGAUGGCAGGAAUCAUGAACAAGAUAGGCGAAACCCUCCACAUGGGAGGCAAAAAGGAAGGCGAGCAGCACAAGGGCGAGGGGCAGCACAUGGGCGAGGGGCAGCACAAGACGGAGCAGCACUGCGGGGAGCAGCACCACGGCGGCGAGGGGCAGCGCAAGGAAGGAGGGGGGUUGAUGGACAAGGUGAAGGACAAGAUCCACGGCGGCGGCGGUACCGGUGGUACUCAGGAUCAUGAGAACAAGGGGGAGAAGAAGAAGAAGAAAGAGAAGAAGAAGAAGCACGAGGGCGGCCAUGAUAGCAGCAGCAGCGACAGCGAUUAGAUCGCCCCGUCCUUAUCUUCUUUUCCGCCCUCUGCGUACGCUUCUAUAUAGAUCUCUGUGUGUGUGUGUGUGUGUGUAUAUAUAUAUAUAUAUAGUCCUAUAGUCAUAACAUAAGCCAUAUUUCAAAUUUGUGUAUCGCUACGGGGCGUUGUAACGAUGCAAAAGCAAAAGAGAGAACGAACUAAUUCAUGAUCGAUCAGCAAGUUUUCCGUGGAUCAAAAAAAAAAAAAGAUUAGCAAGUUUUUCGAUCGAAAAAUUAUUGAUAAUUAAGCAUUAAUUAUAGGAAUUUUUUUUCCCUAACAUACACUCAUUUUGAUUUUUUUUUUUUAAUCCAAAGAAUUUGUGGGUCCAAUCUCAUGAAAAUGUUUUUAAAAAAUCUAUUCUCUCUCUGUUUUUUUUUUUUUUUUCCUUCUAAUCUUUUUGUGCAUUUCUACUUUGCAGGUGUGGACGGAGUCUCGAGGGAGCUAGAAAUAAAAUCCUGAUAGAGUGGGGGAAAAG